UACUUAGUGUUGGAGUCGUGCUGUAUAUCAAACAAGAAGGUGGAACUGGGGAGAAUUGACCAACGAAGAACACCAAAUUUGGAAGAAAAUGUACCAACAAGCUCAAGUUGAAACUUUAGACGUGUGUGUAAACUAACGAUGCGUAUAUGUUUUCUGUUGGUGGUAGUGCUAGGGCAUGUGUGGGGUGUGGGAGCUGUGACGGAGUACAAGGUUGGGGUGAUGCUCAUCUCGGGGAGCGACGUCCCAUACAGCUUCGAGAGGACCGGUCCUGCCAUCAGACUGGCGUUUCAGAAGGUGAACAGGGAGAUUCUCAACUCCAGUUACCAACUGGUCCCGGUGGAGAGGCCUUACGAUGACAUCUGUAGUGCUCGCAACGCCACAGGAGUGGCUGCUGAUCUGUUCUACAGAGAAAAUAUCAUUGCUCUGGUUGGUCCGGCUUGUGCAUAUGCUUUGGACGGCGUUGCGCGAUUGGCUGGCUUCUGGAACAUCCCCAUAGUAACAGGGUUGGGAGAUGGAGGGAUGUUCAAGAACAAGACGGACUACCCAACACUUACCCGCUUUGCCUACUGCCAGUGUCGCCUGAGGAAGGUGUUCGGGAGUGUAUUCAAGCAGUUCAGUUGGUCGGACAUCGUCGUGAUCUACGACGUCAACGACGCCCACUCCGACAUCCUCGGACAGACGCUGAAGAAUGGACUACAGAAGGGGAACAUCUACCCCUACAUGAUACCAUACUAUGGACAACAAAAUCCUAACUUUGAGAAGAUCCUCAAGACAGCAGCGGAUAAUGCACGCGUUGUGGUGUUGAUUGUGCCUGGUGAUUCACUACGAGAGUUUCUGCUCACUGCGCAUAGUCUGGGCUACACGACCAAUGGUGAGUUCGUAUUCAUGGACGUCGAGCUAUUUCCGUUUCCGGGAAACUACUGGGGCAACCACCAUUGGCGGAGAGACGACUCACGUGACCCGGAAGCUGAGGAAGCAUUUCAGUCCCUUCUCCGGAUCUCCUUGAAAGAGCCAACGAGCGAAGCAUGGAAGAACUUCACCUGUGAUGUUAUUAGAAUCGCCAGUGACGACUUCAACUUCACUUACGGCGAGGAAAAGGUGAACUACUUUGUCGGGGCUUUCCACGACGGGGUGGUGAGGUAUGGGAUGGCACUGAAUGAAACGCUGGCUAAGGGGAGGGACGUCCGAGACGGCUACGUCAUCGCCCGCUCUAUGUGGAACGAAACUGUUCUAGGUGUUACAGGAGACGUCAUCAUUGACGACAACGGCGACCGUGACACCGAUUUCUCCAUCCUUGACCUCAACAUCAACGACGGCGAGUUCCAGGUUGUGGCCAAUUAUUGGGGCGACAGGCCUGGGUACACACCUGUAGAAUAUAUGACCAUCCACUGGCCUGGAACAAGUGGACUACCCCCGCAGAACACCCCACGGUGCGGCUUCAGGGGGGACGCCCCUGUCUGUAGUGACGGAGAUAGCGUGCCCAUCUACGUCGUCGUGGUUUUGGUGUUGUUUGGCAUCAUCAUCGUCGUCCUCAUCAGCACCUUCUUGAUUUACAGACGGGUGAGACUGGAACGUGAUCUCAAGGACAUGUCAUGGCGCGUCUGCCUAAACGACGUCAAAUUCCGCAGCAAGGACAACGACAGUGUCCGUUUCAGCAAGACAUCAAUUGCAUGGUUGGGCGACAGCAACCCUAACAGUGAGGAUGUUGGAGAGCAGUGUUUCGCCAAGAUUGGAAUAUAUAAGGGGGAAACUGUCGCUUUGAAGAAAGUCGAAUGUGACAAGAUUGACCUCACCAGAAACGUGUUGAUGGAGUUCAAGCAGGUGCGAGACUUGCAGCACGAGAACUUGACGAGAUUUGUGGGAGCAGUCAUUGAGCCCGGCAAAAACUACCUCCUUACAGAGUAUUGUAACAAAGGAAGCCUGCAGGAUGUGCUACAGAAUGAUAAUAUCAAGCUGGACUGGACCUUCAGGCUCUCUCUGCUCAGAGACAUUGCAAGGGGCAUGGCGUACCUUCACAAAUCAGAUGUGCGUUGCCAUGGCUGCCUCAGGUCAUCCAACUGCGUGGUGGACGGCAAGUUCUCCCUCAAGGUCACGGACUUCGGUCUGCAUAGUCUCAGAAGUACCAAGGGAGGCGAGUACGACGGAAACACACACGCCAAAUUUGAGAAGUUGCUGUGGGUGGCGCCCGAGCACCUGCUGGAUGAGGGGGAGACCCCGAAGGGGGAUGUCUACAGCUUUGGCAUCAUCUUGGAGGAGAUGAUUGUCCGGUCGGCUCCCUACGACACUUAUCGAGGCAUUAUGGAUCCGCAAGAUAUAGUGGAACGCGUUGCGAGUCAUGACAACCCACCUUUCCGUCCCAAGGUGAACCAAGCAUUUGGCCCCAAGGGAGUUCAUGAACUCAUGCAUCAGUGCUGGACGGACAACCCAGAGGACAGGCCCAACUUCGACACCAUAGCCAAAACACUCCGAAAUCUCCAAGGGUCCAAGACUGACAACAUCGUUGAGGCGUUGAUCCACCGCCUCGAGGACUACGCCUCCAACCUCGAGGACAUCGUGGAGGAGAGGACGCAGCAGCUCAUCGCUGAGAAGAAGAAGUCGGAGGCACUCCUGUACCAGAUCCUUCCAAAGUCGGUUGCUGAGCAACUGAAGCAAGGGAAGGCUGUUGUCCCAGAGACGUAUGAGAGCGUCACCAUCUUCUUCAGUGAUGUUGUCGGCUUCACGUCCAUGUGUUCGGAGAGUACCCCGAUGGAGGUGGUGACCUUCCUUAGUGACCUUUACUCCUUGUUUGACAGCGCCAUUGACAACUACGACGUCUACAAGGUUGAAACAAUCGGAGAUGCCUAUAUGGUUGUGUCUGGGCUCCCGAUCCGAAACGGACAACGCCAUGCUGUGGAGAUCUGUAGAUUGGCACUGGCGCUGCUGUCGGGGGUGGAUACCUUCGUCUUCAAACAUAGACCACAGGACAAGCUGAACGUCCGGAUCGGGAUACACACAGGCCCAUGCGCUGCUGGUGUAGUGGGUCUGAAGAUGCCGCGAUACUGUCUGUUUGGAGACACCGUCAACACAACGUCCAGGAUGGAAUCCACGGGAGAAGCUCUGAAGAUUCACCUCAGUGGCACGACGAAGGCUAUACUGGACGAAGUCGGCCACUUUGAUACACCUCUCAGAGGCCAAGUUCCUAUGAAGGGAAAGGGAUUACAAACAACGUAUUGGUUACUUGGGGAGAAAGAGGUAACAAAAGAUGUGGAACAGGACCAGAAGGUUCAGCAGCAGCAGCACGACGAGCAGCACCAGCAGGAAAGUGUGGAGAUGGAGACUACACAGAGAGACGAGACAAUCAACAGUCCUCAAAGAAGCGUCAUACUGGACGGAUGGGCUGAGCCGAACGAGUCCGAUGACAGCGGCGUGACCGUUGGACCUGAUCUGGACAGAGAUCAAUGGAGUACGGCUGACCCUCAGACCUGGAACCACACAGACCUGUCACCAGCGAGAGGUAAAGUUGUUCGCAUCCAAGUGGAGCAGUACGGUUCGCUGAAUCCGGAGAAGAAGAUCGUGUUUCAGGGACCGCAUCUUGAAGAUGUGCUGGGACAACGAGGUAACGACCAGCGCCAUGGAUGAAGAUGGAGAUGACAUAUGGAUGACAUGCAGAUUGCACUGAUGGAGCGGCGAUGUUAUAUUAGCAGAAUGGAAAUUGCUGUGAGAUGUUUAUGAAGGGAAGUGCACAGGGAGGAAGUUUGUAGGAUACACUUGAUUUCCUCUGCGGUUUGAGGGUGUUAUUGAUUAAUAACCGAAUCAAUUGUAAUGACGUCAUGAUAGAGAGGAUCGAUGAUACAGCAAUCUGGUUAGCCAAAUUUUCAACAGAUAACUAAAGUUAUUUGCCAAAUACUGAUCCAGUGUAAUAUCUGAUUUAUGUGUUAUCCAUUUUCCCAAAGCGAAUGACACAUUAUUUUAAAAAUUGUGGAUUUAUAAAAAGGCGACUUCGCCAGAAAUCGUAAUAUCUAAUUUAUGUGUUAUUGCUUUUACCACAACGAAUAGCAAUUCUUAAAACUAUUGUGGAUUGACAAAAAAGGUUAUUUAUCCAGAAAAUUAUCCAUGUGCACGUUCAAGUCCGUAAGGUUUCUUGGAACCGGUGGCCAUUACGUUCUUGAACCAUUCCGUUUUACAAAUUUGCAUAGUGGAAACGUGUAAACCGUCAUAGUUUUGUUGAACAGCGGGUACACUUGUAUUGAAUCAUGCGAAUCCAAAUUUAGUCGAGUGGGUAUCACUUGAUGAUGCAGGUUGCUGGUGCUGGAUUCAACGAGACACCCAGUUGUGAUGGGCAGAGGGGAGUCAUGUAAUACCUCAAGAUAAUGUUUUCAGAUAUUCGGUUCUUACUGUUCUUGCGUGAACUUUAUCAUAUUUAUUAAACCGAAUUCAUAUUUAUUGAUUUAAAUUCAUAUUUAUUGAACUGAAUUCAUAUUUAUUGAACUGAAUUCAUAUUUAUUGAACUAAAUGAUGUCCGAGGGUAUAUCAUACUAAUCCCGUUACACUUUGAUCAUAUUGCACAGUGGCACGUAUGUUUAAAAUAUCAUAAGUUGAUUACAGUUAUAUCAUGCUACUCCCGUUACAUGUUGAUCAUAUUCCACAGUAGCACGUAUGUAAUAUAUACAUCAUAAAAUUGAAUACAGUUAUAACCACAAGCUGACUCACUGUUCGUAGUUAUAUCAUUUUUUAUUGCACUUGCACCGUUGUAUUCGCUUUAUAACGCCUUAUGUUUUGUUUUAUAACACGUUGUUUUUGAUUGUCACUGCGUUAGUUUAAUACAAUUUGUCAUCAGUAACAUCCAUUUAAUCACGCGUGUUGAUAUAUUUACAAUACAUUACUCUCGGGUAUAAGUAUUUCAUAACACGUUAUACAUGGUUAUACCUAGUUCAGAAAUUAAACAUUAUCUAAGCAUC
Molecule: messenger RNA, 4937 nt
Organism: Haliotis rubra (blacklip abalone)
Lineage: Eukaryota; Metazoa; Mollusca; Gastropoda; Lepetellida; Haliotidae
Product: atrial natriuretic peptide receptor 1-like
Exons: 23
Coding region: 139-3618 (1159 amino acids)
Biological process (GO): intracellular signal transduction; protein phosphorylation; receptor guanylyl cyclase signaling pathway
Cellular component (GO): membrane
Molecular function (GO): protein kinase activity; ATP binding; guanylate cyclase activity
Source: RefSeq, a predicted model, not a curated record